AUGUAAGCUGUAGGAAACAAAAUAUACUACUAUUGCCUCGGUUACACGUCCAUACAUGUCCGUACAUGUCCAGACAUGUGGAGCAGUGAAAACAAUCCCCUCCAUGAUAUUAUUCAACUUGGAAUGUGAUGACCUGUCCUAGACUGACCCCUGUAGUACAAAUGGUAACUACACGUCCAGACAUGUCCAGACAUGUGGAGCAGUGAAAACAAUCCCCUCUAUGAUAUUAUUCAACUUGGAAUGUGAUGUUAAAAUACGAAACUAUUUGUGAAUAGAUGAAAUGUAAUUUCAGCUUCUUAAAUGAGAGAACGGUUUGUCAUAGAGAAACUCUGCUCACUCAGAGGUCCCGCCCAAGUGAACAGACAUUGGUUGUAAACUCUGCUCACUCAGAGGCCCCGCCCAAGUGAACAGACAUUGGUUAUAAACUCUGCUCACUCAGAGGCCCCACCCAAGUGAACAGACAUUGGUUAUAAACUAUAAAACACGCCCUUCUCUCUCCUACUAUAUAAGCCCUGUUAUGAAAAUGUAACCUCCUGUUCCAAGGACAAGAGGACGGUGGUCUUCACUUUAAAAGAACAAGAUCAACAACAGAACUAAGCCAACCUCAGCGUGAGCUCUGGUUGAACGACAAGAACCUACUGAAAUUAGCAUCGAAUUUCAACGUGAAGAUGAUGAUCAACACACCGAAAGGAUGAAUUUCGACUAUACCUUCCAGAAUAUAGCAUGAGCUUAAAGUAUGGCAACUUGGUGUGAACUUUGAACUCUUAAUCACUAAAGAAGUGAUACCUCCUAGCUGUUGCGUUAGCAACCACAGCUGUAAACGUGGGCUGGGAAAGGACGGACAAAGGACCUGUUCUACCAGACGACGACGGUUCUACCAAGUAUACGUUCUACCACCAGACAUUCUUCAAAGGACAACCCGUCCUUCCACCUAUGACCAACCGAUCGAAGCGCAGCUCAGAGGAAAGAAAAUGCAGCGACAAAACCAAAGAGGAAUAACGGAGACCUUUUUCCGCGGGGAGCAUCAGAGUAUAGAAACCUUGAAAAUAGAGACCCCACUAAGUUAUAGACGUCUUAUUUCAAAAGACAUUCCACUGUACCCCAAAGCUGACAGAGCGGAAUUUCACGUGGACAAAGUCUGUCAUGUAACCACUCCAACAGGCCUGACAGGAAUCAUGGAUCUGAGUGGAUUUACAGCAGGGCAAACAGGGGGUUUCACAUGGUGGGCUCUUCACAUUACAGAAGGGGAAAUUGAGGCAGCAGAGAAUCGCUUCCUUGAAAAGGAACAGCUUUCCUUUGACCCAACAACGGGUCAAGAACAAAGACACAAUCCAUUCCUGAAGGAAUUCACCACCUCCCCUGUCUUCCAAAAGGGAUCUCGGUACGGGAACUUUAAGUUGACCUUCCCCUUGGAGGAUCUCAUGCAGAUGUACACAGAGCAGAUCUGUGAGGGAGAGAAGCCUGUCCUGAGAGUCUAUGAAACCGUGGUUUACAAGCAGGAGAUCAUGUACGUUGUGGUUGUCCACGGUCCAGAUGUGACAGAGUUUGAUGAGUACCCACUUCUUGCUGAUGAGAAUGAUGAGGCAAUAUGCAUUUAUAAAGAUGGUCAAAUUGUCUGGCGUGCAGAAGCAAUAUGUGAAACCCAUACAAAGAAGCUGAUCAUCAACAGAGAGAGUGGAACAGUUGAAACAGAAGAACUUGGACGUGGUUUUGAGUAUUUCAUGUGGGACCAUGUGACCCUGGCAUUCCAUCUGCCAGCUGACCGCACCCUCCAAGUUGAAGAGGGAGUAUUAAAGGAGAGACUCCAAGCAUGUGAGGGUAUCAGACCUUUUCUCCAGGAUGAGUGUUUAACACUAGAGGAGGCAGAAGCAGUAGUCAAUGCCAUAAAGAACUCUAUAUAGGGACAGUGCUAGUGACAGUGCUAUAUGGGGACAGUGCUAUAUGGGGACAGUGCUAUAUGGGGACAGUGCUAGUGACAGUGCUAUAUGGGGACAGUGCUAGUGACAGUGCUAUAUGGGGACAGUGCUCGUGACAGUGCUAUAUAGGGACAGUGCUCGUGACAGUGCUAUAUAGGGACAGUGCUCGUGACAGUGCUAUAUGGGGACAGUGCUAGUGACAGUGCUAUAUGGGGACAGUGCUCUUGACAGUGCUAUAUGGGGACAGUGCUAUAUGGGGACAGUGCUCGUGACAGUGCUAUAGGGGGACAGUGCUAGUGACAGUGUGUUAAGGGAUUUUUUUUAUCUAUAAUGACUAAUUAUGUAUACAUUUCAAUCAGGAUGUACUAAUCAGAAUACUAUUAUGUUACUGUAUAUGUACUAAUCAGAAUAAUAUUAUGUUACUGUAUUAUAUUAAAUUAUAUUAAAUUGGUAGGGAGAUGGAUGUGGGAAGGCUGGAGAUACAGCCUUUGUACUGGAACGGAGAUGACACGGGUUGGUGUUUGAGCUAAUGACGUCAUUUUCAGUUUAUAACCUGUGGUAACCUGUAUCAUGGCAGUACUCUCGUGAAUAAAGGCUGCUAUUUGACUUUAA
Molecule: messenger RNA, 2528 nt
Organism: Oncorhynchus kisutch (coho salmon)
Lineage: Eukaryota; Metazoa; Chordata; Actinopteri; Salmoniformes; Salmonidae
Exons: 2
Coding region: 972-1901 (309 amino acids)
Source: RefSeq, a predicted model, not a curated record